AUGCCGCACAGAGUGUCUGGACACCCUUCCUGGAUGAGAAAUCUACCAACAGGAAAUUUGUGGCAGCUGACUCGACGUUUUCUCGCUGAGUGCACAGCAGCUUUCAUGGCCAACUUUCCGAUUAUGUUUCACGAUCACACCCGCAAAUACGAAGCUUUUGUCAGUGGUCUGCUUGUAGGCAGUGUUGUCUACUGUGCAAUCUUCACCACCUUCGUCAUUUGCGGAGCUCAAAUCAAUCCGAUGACAACUCUAGCUGUCAUCCUCUCUCGUCGGAUGUCUAUUAUCUACGUUCCCAUGUACCUGAUUGCACAGAUGGCUGGUACCCUUCUGUCUCUCUAUAUUGGUUUCACUAUAUCUCCCUUCGUGGCAAAUCGGACGCAUGUCGGGAUGCCGAUGCCCGGUCCUGGAGUAACUGAUUUGCAGGCUAUAGGUAUGGAAAUUAUAAUUACGUUCUUCCUGGAGCUUGCAAUUGUUGCUUUGCUCGAUGAACUUCGUCUUCCGUCAUUCCAUCCCAUGAACAAGAUCAACGCAUUUGUGUUGCUCGUAAUGGUCUUCUUUUGGAUCGACCUUAUUGCUCUCCCCAUCUCUGGAGCCUGCACAAAUCCUGCCAGAAGCCUGGCAUCCGUGGUGAUAAAUUUCAGCUUCGAAAGGCAAUAUAUCUACUUGAUUGGCCCACCAAUAGGUUCGGCCUUAUCGGUUCUGGUGCAAGAAAUCUUUCUCUCUCCGGACGCCUCCAAAGCGCGUAUCGUUGGCCUCUUCAACUACCGCAAAGUCUUCAACCGACGCGAAUUCUACAGCACGCCUCCAACAAACAAUUUGCCUCCACAGGCUCAAAACGCUAAUGUAGGCUUGGAGUAUUUCCGAACGACAACAACCCUCUCCACCCUGUCUGUUAAGUCCGCCACCUCAGGCACUGAUUUCACCCGACUUCAAGUCAGAUCUGUCUUCCCUAUCUCUUCUGAUUCAAGGUGGUCAAGAGAGAGCAGGGGUUCCUUAAGGUUGGUUUUGACCAAGCCUUCGGAUGAGCGAAGUGAGCAACGCAGAAGCUGA
Molecule: messenger RNA, 1050 nt
Organism: Echinococcus granulosus
Lineage: Eukaryota; Metazoa; Platyhelminthes; Cestoda; Cyclophyllidea; Taeniidae
Product: Aquaporin FA-CHIP
Exons: 4
Coding region: 1-1050 (349 amino acids)
Biological process (GO): transmembrane transport
Cellular component (GO): plasma membrane
Molecular function (GO): water channel activity
Source: RefSeq, a predicted model, not a curated record